Messenger RNA from Durio zibethinus, 1027 nucleotides. Its product is annotated as UMP-CMP kinase 3-like. Gene Ontology annotation, molecular function: ATP binding. The record is from RefSeq and is a predicted model, not a curated record. NCBI's taxonomy places the organism in Eukaryota, Viridiplantae, Streptophyta, Magnoliopsida, Malvales, Malvaceae. Gene Ontology annotation, biological process: 'de novo' pyrimidine nucleobase biosynthetic process; pyrimidine nucleotide biosynthetic process.
CAACCCCCAAAACGCUCCUUCUCAGCCACAUCUAUUCAAUUAGGCUCCAAAGCCAAAGCCAAAGCCAAAGCCGAAGCCAAACACAGAGAAAGAGACACAGAUCUCCUCCUUUCUCCCUCGCUUCAAAUUCUGGUUCAAACGCUCGGGCAGGGCACUAAGCUAGUUCUUCACUCAUGGGAACCGCUGGCACUGCAAACAAGGAUGUUCAUGCUAGCUUGGCCGGCAAAAAGCCAAUAGUUGUUUUUGUUUUGGGUGGCCCCGGCAGUGGAAAAGGUACCCAGUGUGCAAAUAUUGUCCAACACUUUCAUUACACCCAUCUCAGCGCUGGAGAUCUUCUCCGAGCAGAAAUUAAGUCUGGUUCUGAGAAUGGAACCAUGAUCCAGAACAUGAUCAAAGAAGGAAAAAUCGUUCCUUCUGAGGUCACAAUUAAGCUUCUCAAAAAAGCAAUGCUGGAAAGCGGUAAUGACAAGUUCCUUAUUGAUGGUUUUCCUCGUAAUGAGGAAAACCGUGCAGCAUUUGAAGCUGUUACAGGAAUCGAGCCAGAAGCUGUCCUGUUUUUCAAUUGUCCUGAACAAGAGAUGGAGAAGCGUCUUCUGAGUAGGAACCAGGGAAGAGAAGAUGAUAACAUGGAAACAAUAAGGAAGCGAUUCAAGGUUUUUCUAGAGUCCAGCUUUCCUGUGAUUGAAUACUAUAAGGCGAAGGGGAAGGUUCGAGAGAUUUAUGCUGCAAAGCCCAUUGAAGAGGUGUUUGAGGCGGUUAAAGUUGUGUUCACCCCAGAAGAUGAAAAGGUCACUGCCUAAGCUUUCCAACCAGUGAAAAAAUAGCAUAUUACGGCAAGGUUAUAUCAGAGUUUGAUUACUGCAUUCUAAUUUCGGAGGUUUUUGUAUCACAUAGCAUUUGGUCUAUAAUUACAUAAUAAGGUCCAUGCCUUUAUAUUCUUGUUAUUGUAAUGCUUCUAAUAACAUUGUUAAUGCUGAUAAUCACAAUAAAUGCUCCGUUCCCAUUAGUACUCCUGUUAUUAUUUGCG